Molecule: messenger RNA, 1698 nt
Organism: Boeremia exigua
Lineage: Eukaryota; Fungi; Ascomycota; Dothideomycetes; Pleosporales; Didymellaceae
Product: carboxylesterase family protein-like protein
Exons: 3
Coding region: 1-1698 (565 amino acids)
Source: RefSeq, a predicted model, not a curated record
AUGAUGCGCAAGGCAGCUUUGGUACUUUCGCUGAGCGCCAGCAUUGCGAGCUGUGCGCCUACCAACGUCACAGGUCCAACGGCUCGUGUGAGGAACGGCACUUAUCAGGGUGUCUACUCACCCGAGUACAACCAAGACUAUUUCCUCGGUAUUCCGUAUGCGCAGCCUCCCGUUGGCAGUCUGAGGUUCAGGAACCCGGUUAGCCUGAAUCAAAGCUGGACCGAUACAAGACCUGCUGCACAGUACUCUACUGCGUGCUAUGGGUAUGGAUCUGAUCAAUGGGGCUACCCCGUCUCGGAGGACUGUCUCUACGUCAAUGUUGUCCGCCCUGCCGGAUGCGAGGACGAAAAGCUCCCUGUUGCUUUCUGGAUCCACGGUGGCGGUUACUACAUGGGAACCGCAGUAGAUCAACGCUACAACCUGACCUUCAUGGUUCAGAACUCUGUCAACAUCGGCAAGCCAGUUAUCGGUGUAAGCAUCAACUAUCGACUCAGCGCUUGGGGCUUUUUGAGUGGAAGUGCAGAGAUCCAGAAGUCCGGCGAGAUGAACCUUGGGCUGCGAGAUCAGCGUUUGGCACUGCAGUGGGUUCAAGACAACGUUGAAGCUUUUGGGGGCGACCCAGAGAAAGUCACAAUCUUGGGCGAGAGCGCAGGGGCCGGGUCCGUUGGUUUCCAGCUGACUGCCUACAGCGGACGAGACGACAAGCUCUUCCGUGGUGCUAUCAUGCAGUCUGGCAACCCCGUACACUUCAAUCAUCUCAACGACCCCUUGGAAUACUCUGAGUGGUACAACGCGAUCGUCAGCCGUACACCAUGCGUGAACGCUACUUCACAGAUUGAGUGUCUGCGUACACUGUCUGCUGAGCAGUACAAUGCCGCAGUCAAUGUCACAAGUCUCGCUUUGAACACUACCGGGUUCAUGCCCGUCCUCGAUGGCGACUUCAUCCAGAAGCGCACUUCGAUUCAAAUGGCGAAUGGCGAGUUCGUCCACGUCCCCAUCAUCAGCGGCGCCAACAGCGACGAAGGAAGCGCUUUCUCUCCGUCACCCGUGGACACCACAGAGGAUCUGUAUGCUUUCCUGACAUCCGGCGAACAUCCGAUUCCCCCCGAGCUUGCGAACCAGCUUCUCGAGGCUUACCCCGACGACCUCUCUGUCAACGUGAUCGCCAACCUCGGAGACACGCGACCAGGCCCCCCACGUGGUGCGCAAUUCCGCCGCUCAGCGAGCUACUAUGGCGACCAGUUCUUCAUCGCGCUGAGGCGGCUGACAUGCCAGACCUGGGCUACUGCCGGUGUGCCCGCAUACUGCUACCGCUUCAACGCGAUCCCUGCCGGCCUGCCGCCCGUCAUCGGAGUCACCCAUUUCCAAGAAGUCGCCUUUGUGUUCCUGAACCUGCUUGGUGUUGGGUAUCCGCCCAUCGCGGUCCCGCCGUUUGAGAACAAGACUCAGAGCUACAGCGAUCUGAGCAAGUUCAUGAGCAGCAGCUGGGUCAGCUUUGUCAGCGACUUGGACCCGAACUCGUGGCGGGACGGCGGCGUGUGGAAUGGUACUGAGGAGCUGUGGCCCGCAUAUGAUAACGCAGAUCCCCAGGACUACGUCUUCGAUGCGAAUGUUACCAGCCAUGCUGAGGCGGAUACGUGGAGGAAGGAGGGCAUGGAGCUCAUUAAUGCGAACAACCUCGAGGUCUAUGGGAGAUAA